AUUUAUUUUUCCCCUUUGAAGGAUGUAUGACUAGAAUUUAGAACAAGAAAAUCUAUUAUUAUUAUUUCCGUCCAAAAAAGUUGUUAACUCAUUUUCAUUUUUAACCUUUUUCCAGGCCACCAUAGUAUUAUUUUUUCUUUUCCCUAUUAUAUCCUUUCCAAAAAAGUAACGGAUGAUUGAUAAUUCACUUUUCUGUUUUUUUUUGGGCUGCACACGUGCGUAUCAGUGUGUGUAUGCGCGUGAGAGAGAUAAUGAAACAGUAGUGGAAGAAGAACAGAGCUUGGGAUUUUUCUAAUUUCCAUGGUGAACGUAAGGAAUACGUAAGUAACGAUCACAUACAGAUUGGAGACUGUGAUUUAUGGCGGCGAUCCCCAAGCCAAUGAAGGCGCGCGCGCACCGUCGCGACGACGACGACGACGAUGAUGAGGACGACGGCGGCCGCGAUGACGUCACGGAUGACGCCGACGAGUUUCGUUUCAGCUCGCUGGGUAGUUAUCGUUUCCAGUGUCGCCGCUGCCACCGUGAAGGAGGUGGAAGUGUUGAAGUGGUGGCGCCAAGGACUAGUGAGCUUUCUCUUGCUUUCGAAGGUGAAGUGUACGUUUUCCCUGCUGUCACUCCUGAAAAGGUGCAAGCAGUUUUGUUGCUUUUGGGUAGUGGGGACUCACCUAUGGCUCUCCCUCGCACUCAUGUCGCAUACGAUUCAACUAACAAGUAUAUUGAUGAUACACCUAAGCGUUCCAAUUUAUCACAAAGGGUAGCCUCUCUGGUAAGGUUUCGUGAGAAAAGGAAGGAGAGAUGCUUUGACAAGAAAAUUAGGUACAGCGUUCGCAAAGAAGUUGCUCAAAGAAUGCAUCGCAAGAAUGGUCAGUUUGCAUCAGUCAGAGAAGGUUCCGAAUCAUCCAUUUGGGACACGCCAAAGGCUAGCCCCCAGGGAGAUAAUACAUCUCUUCCAGGAGCUGCUCUCCGAAGGUGUCACCAUUGCGGCGUGGCUGAGAGUUCUACUCCAGCGAUGCGGCGUGGUCCUGCAGGACCAAGAACUCUAUGCAAUGCAUGUGGGCUUAUGUGGGCAAACAAGGUGUCCAGAACCUUCUUUCGGAAUUUAUUUCUUUUUUUUUUACUAUUUUAUCUUUUCUGAAAUCUGCCAGAAUUUUGUUUUAUAAGCUUUCAUUUCAGCAGUCUUAAUUCUUGCAAGGCGUUAAAGAUGAAAAAGGAAUGUUUUUCUAUAUGCAAAUUGGUUAAACCAUCCAUGUCCUGACUGUGAUGUUUGCUUUAAUAAGGUUUUCUAUUAAUUUGUGUGUUCUCGGUGACUGAUUGUGCGUGGGUGUGUAUGCGCACUUGUGGCAUGUAAAAGAUGCAUUCAGAACUUCAGUGGACAAGAAUAUAUAAUGCCUUUAGUUUUGAGGUUGCACCAUCUUGUUUAACGUAGUCCUUUAUGACUCCCUUAGGUUACUAUUGCUUAUCUUUUUUAGUUCCUUUGUGGUUCUGCUAAACUUUUUACAUAAUUUUGGUGUUCAACUUUGGUUGUUUUAAGUGCUUUUUGACCUUGCUUGAAUAGGGAACACUAAGAGAUCUUAGCAAGGGAGGCAGGAGUAGUUCCUUGCAGGCAGCGGAACCAGUAUGUUUUCUUGACCAUUGACCUGAUAACCAAUUUAUUGUCUUCAGGUGUGAGAUAAAUAUUCUGUCAUAUCAAUUAUGUGACAAUCUUGAAUUAUUGAUACUACAUGCAGAUGAUACCAAACGACCUGAAGCCUUCAGUCCUUCAGGCCAAAGUACCUGGCAAACCGGAUAAACACGUGUGUGUUGUUUGGCUGUGAAGCAGAUAAUGAGCACAAUGCUUCUUGUUUCUAAUGGUUCUUGUGUUAAAAUGCAGACCACUACCUCCAAGUCUAUGGUGAAGGGAAUUGAUAAUCAUCCUGCCAGACCAAAUAAAAGAGUAUACUCUUUUUCUGUGCCGGUGAAGAACUGUUUUUAUGAUUGUAUAUACUUUACUGACUCUGUAGUUUUAGAUAUGAUUAAUGUAGGAAAAGCGAUUUUUAUUUAGUUUCAUUGAGCAAAUCAUCCAGUCACUGACUUAUUUUAGAUAUAUUUUCCUGUGUAAUGAUUGUAACUGUCUUGGAAAUAUUUUAGUUGUAGGAGCUCCUUUCAAGUAUCAUCAUAGUUAUCAUGGAUUGUCAUACAGUACCUUGCCUUUCGUGCAGAUUCUUUGUGAAGCUCGUGAAGUCCUUGAAAGCGAUAUACCCAUGGGGAUCGUGCCUUAUUCGGUUGACCUUGAUGAGCAGGUAGUUUUGUCGUUCACCUUAGGCUCUCAACUCUUUCCCAGCAUGCUGUGUCAUAGUUGUAGACUGCACUUUUCAUCAUUGAUUUGUCUGCACUGCAGGAAGCUUUGGUUGACUAUGCAAAUACCUCAGAGACAGAAGUAGAUAUUCCCUCCAGCUUUGAUUGAGAAGGAUCAAGUAGUCUCGCUGUGGGUGCACCAAUAAGUUAGCUUCUUGGGACAUUGUUUGUUCACUUAUGAAGGAAUUGUUACUUGUUAGUGGAUGGGAUGCAUCUUAACCAGUGUCGCUGGAGAUUGUAUAUAGUACAGUGUGUUGUUAAUACAUAUACACGAUAAGGAUUCUGUUUGUACCAUGUUCAUGUGUAUAUUAUAGGUCAGUUGUUAGUUUACCUGUAAAAAAUUGGCUAAAGAUGCUUCUUGGUUAGACCCUUUUUUAAUCUGAUGAAGUUUCAUAGAAUCAAUAGCAGUGUAUAACGCUUUCGUGGAAUUGUGAAUUUACUUGAUUAUGAUCAUUAUCAGUGUUUUAGU
Molecule: messenger RNA, 2803 nt
Organism: Oldenlandia corymbosa var. corymbosa
Lineage: Eukaryota; Viridiplantae; Streptophyta; Magnoliopsida; Gentianales; Rubiaceae
Source: the annotation of a GenBank genome assembly